CUGCAGCUUCCGCUUCCAGACUCCUGCCACCCACACACACACUCGUCGUUCAAGGAUAUGGGUAGGGUUCCGAUCUGGAUCGCGUGCGUGCUGCUCCUGGCGGCGACAUGCCAGGGGAAGGGGGCACCGGGGCACAGGGUGAGGGUUGGCUACUACAACCGCAAGUGCCCCGCGGCGGAGAUCAUCGUCAGGUCCGUCGUCGGCAAGGCCGUCUCCCGGAACCCCGGCCUCGGCGCCGGCAUCAUCCGCAUGGCCUUCCACGACUGCUUCGUCCAGGGCUGUGACGCGUCGGUGCUGCUGGACCCGACGCCGGCGAACCCGCGGCCGGAGAAGCUCGGCCCGCCCAACUUCCCCAGCCUGCGCGGCUUCGAGGUGAUCGACGCGGCCAAGGCGGUUCUCGAGAGGGUCUGCCCUGGAGUCGUCUCCUGCGCCGACGUCAUCGCCUUCGCCGCACGCGACUCCGCCUACUUCCUCAGCGGCUACAAGAUCGACUACAAGAUGCCGGCGGGGCGGUUCGACGGGAGCGUGUCGCUCGAGAGCGAGUCGCUGCAGUUCCUCCCCCCGCCCUUCUUCAACCUCACGCAGCUCGUUGACAGCUUCAAGGCCAAGAACAUGAACGAGGACGACCUUGUGGUGCUCUCCGGCGCGCACACCAUCGGCGUCUCGCACUGCUCCUCCUUCACCGACCGUCUGCCCGCGAACCCCUCCGACAUGAACCCAGGCCUCACCAGGCUGCUGCAGAGCAAGUGCCCCGUCAGCCCCAACUUCACCAACGACCCCACAGUGGUGCAGGACAUCGUCACCCCCAACCGGAUGGACAACAAGUACUACACGAAUCUGCUCAAGCGCAACGUGCUCUUCACCUCGGAUGCGGCGUUGCUCACGUCGGGGAAGACGGCGCUGAAGGUGAUGGAGAACGCUUUCAAACCCGGGAGCUGGGAGAAGAAGUUUGCCAAGGCGAUGGUCAAGAUGGCUGCCAUCGAGCUCAAGACCGCUGCCAACGGCGAGAUCAGGAGGAACUGCAGGGUCGUCAACAAGUACUAGGGUUGCUCGCUAUUUUUAGUAUUUAACAUUCGAAUGUGCAUGUAUGUUGUUCUUUUGCUGCAUUCAUUGCAUUUUGUUAGUUUACUUGGAAGCCUGUUUCUUUCGUUUCUUUUGCUUCAUUCAGCUCAUCAGGUUGUAAUUCUAUUAACAUGGUUGUUUUCACAAUAUAUAGGUGACAGAUGCCUGAAUAAAAUAUUCAUUUCCUACUUA
Molecule: messenger RNA, 1254 nt
Organism: Triticum aestivum (bread wheat)
Lineage: Eukaryota; Viridiplantae; Streptophyta; Magnoliopsida; Poales; Poaceae
Product: peroxidase 2
Exons: 2
Coding region: 58-1044 (328 amino acids)
Biological process (GO): response to oxidative stress; hydrogen peroxide catabolic process
Molecular function (GO): heme binding; peroxidase activity
Source: RefSeq, a predicted model, not a curated record